This is a messenger RNA of Rhineura floridana, 9827 nucleotides long. It is a transcript of the gene COL5A1, whose product is annotated as collagen type V alpha 1 chain. Bases 486 to 6029 code for a protein of 1847 amino acids. The record is from RefSeq and is a predicted model, not a curated record. Gene Ontology annotation, molecular function: extracellular matrix structural constituent. Lineage: Eukaryota; Metazoa; Chordata; Lepidosauria; Squamata; Rhineuridae. The transcript is spliced from 66 exons.
AAGUUUCACUCCCAGUUUAGGGAAAGGAGAGGGGAACAUCACUUUGCAGAAAGGCACCCCGGAAGGCAGUUCAAACAGAGGGGCACAGGCUGAAGAGGUGAAGAAGGAAGACAGCCAAGAGGGACCGUGCAACUCCUUUAAGGAACGGGACAGCCACGCAACACCUCCCAAACAAGCAAGCGAGAGCCACUACCAGCAAAACGUUGUGCAAACUUUUUUUUUUUUUUUGCAAAGAGAGGCAGCUGGAGGGAAACGUCCAGCCUCUCUCUCUCUCCCAACCCAAGCAUCAACACUCAUGGCUUCAUAAAGGGAACAUUCCUCUGGGGGGUGGGGAGGGGAGUCUUAAUAUUUAAUAUAUAUAUAUAUAUAUAUACAUAUAUUAUUGAAGAAGAAAAAUCCACCAGCCUUGAGGUUGCGUGUUUUGCACAAGCCCCCUUCAGAAAAACAAAACAAAAUUUAAAAACCCUAUUUUGUCUCGGUGGACCAUGGAUACUCACACAAGAUGGAAAAAGAGGACUUGGGUGCUGAGGAGGUCCAUCCACCCUUGGAGUGUAGUGCUGUGUCUGCUCUGUUCCAUCGCCCAGAGCCAUGCAGCUGAACCUGCGGAUCUCUUGAAGGUAUUAGAUUUCCACAAUUUACCUGACGGUAUAUCAAAAACGACAGGUUUUUGCACAAGCAGAAGGUCUUCCAAAGGCGCAGAUGUGGCGUACCAUGUGACAAAAGAUGCCCAGAUGAGUGCACCAACCAAGCAGCUCUACCCUGCAUCUCCCUUUCCUGAAGACUUCUCAAUCCUAACCACUGUAAAAGCAAAGAAAGGGGGCCAGUCCUUCUUGAUGUCCAUCUACAAUGAGCAAGGAAUCCAGCAGAUUGGCAUGGAGAUGGGCAGGUCUCCUGUAUUCCUGUACGAGGACCACACAGGGAAACCAGGCCCUGAGGACUACCCUCUUUUCCGAGGCAUCAAUCUCGCAGACGGCAAGUGGCAUCGAGUAGCCAUCAGCAUCCACAAGAAGAACGUCACCUUGAUUUUGGAUUGUAAAAAGAAGGUUACAAAGUUCUUGGACCGGAGCGACCAUCCCAUCAUCGACGUCAAUGGCAUUAUUGUAUUUGGAACAAGGAUCCUGGAUGAAGAAGUCUUUGAGGGUGACAUCCAGCAACUCCUCAUGGUGGCAGACCAUCGAGCAGCGUAUGAUUAUUGCGAGCAUUACAGCCCGGACUGCGACACCGCCAUCCCGGACACGCCACAGUCUCAGGACCCCAACCCGGACGAAUAUUACACAGAUGGAGAUGGGAACCUCGAAGUGGAAGGAGAAACGUACUAUUAUGAAUAUCCCUACUAUGAAGACACGGACGAUGCAGGCAAAGUGAUCCCUCCGACUACCCAAACUGUGGAUACUGAAGAAGCACCCCAGGAAAGGACAGAAACCACUCAGGAUCUUGCCCCUCCACCCACAGCAGCCCCACCUCUUGUGGAGAGCCCUCAAGAAGAGACCAAGGAAGAAGAGAGGGUGGAAGAUCCACUGGUGGAUGAAUAUAAUUAUGGAACCAUAACGGAUGAAUAUUACACUCCUCUUCCCUAUGAGGAUCUCAACUACGAGGACCUAGAGACUUUGGAUAAGCUUCCAGAAGGCGGCGUUGAGGCAGAGAUACCCACCAGCACAGUAAUCACCUACAAUGGAACUGAGGAUGCCGAGCGAGAGAGUGAAGGCAGAGAAGACUCAAACAAGGACUUCACAGAGGAGACCAUCACAGAAUAUGACAACUACUAUGGCUACUAUGAACGAACAGACUCCCCUGACAUCGGACCCGGCAUGCCUGCUAACCAGGACACCAUUUACGAAGGGAUUGGUGGGCCACGAGGCGAAAAGGGGCAGAAAGGGGAGCCAGCAAUCAUUGAACCGGGCAUGCUCAUUGAAGGCCCAUCCGGGCCAGAAGGUCCAGCAGGUCUUCCAGGGCCUCCAGGUACAACUGGCCCUAUGGGCCCGAUCGGAGAUCCAGGUGACAGGGGUCCCCCCGGACGGGCAGGGCUCCCCGGGGCCGACGGUUUGCCAGGACCGCCUGGGACAAUGUUGAUGCUUCCGUUCCGGUUCAGCGGGGGAGGCGACAGUGGCUCGAAAGGUCCCAUGGUGUCUGCUCAGGAGUCCCAGGCGCAAGCCAUCCUGCAACAGGCCCGGCUGGCACUGAGAGGACCAGCUGGUCCAAUGGGUCUUACCGGAAGGCCAGGACCCUUGGGACCCCCAGGCAGUGGAGGAAUCAAGGGUGAGGCAGGCGACAUGGGACCCCAGGGUCCACGAGGCGUUCAAGGCCCUCCGGGCCCAUCAGGAAAACCAGGACGCCGGGGACGCGCUGGCAGUGAUGGAGCGCGAGGGAUGCCAGGCCAGACUGGGCCAAAGGGUGACCGAGGUUUUGAUGGUCUGGCCGGAUUGCCUGGAGAGAAAGGGCACAGGGGUGACCCCGGCCCUUCCGGUCCUCCAGGAGGCCCAGGGGAGGAUGGCGAGAGGGGCGACGACGGGGAAGUUGGAUCUAGAGGCCUCCCUGGUGAACCUGGCCCCCGUGGCUUGCUGGGACCCAAGGGACCCCCAGGACCCUCGGGGCCUCCGGGCAUAGGCGGCAUGGAUGGGCAGACCGGUCCCAAAGGGAAUGUGGGUCCUCAAGGUGAGCCCGGACCCCCAGGUCAACAGGGAAAUCCAGGUGCCCAGGGUCUUCCCGGUCCUCAAGGUGCAAUCGGUCCACCCGGAAACAAAGGUCCUCUGGGGAAACCUGGGCUUCCUGGUAUGCCUGGAGCAGACGGCCCCCCGGGCCACCCUGGCAAAGAAGGUCCUUCUGGUGAGAAGGGAACUCAGGGUCCAGCUGGCCCUCAGGGCCCAAUUGGAUAUCCUGGCCCUCGUGGUGUAAAGGGAGCCGACGGUGUCCGUGGCUUGAAAGGAACAAAAGGAGAGAAGGGAGAAGACGGCUUCCCAGGAUUCAAAGGCGACAUGGGCAUUAAAGGCGACAGGGGUGAAAUUGGCCCACCUGGUCCACGGGGCGAAGAUGGUCCGGAGGGUCCAAAAGGUCGUGGUGGCCCCAAUGGAGACCCUGGCCCACUAGGCCCUGCUGGAGAAAAAGGAAAGCUUGGCGUUCCUGGGUUGCCAGGGUACCCUGGGAGACUAGGGCCCAAGGGCUCCAUUGGAUUUCCAGGGUUUCCAGGGGCAAAUGGAGAGAAAGGAGGAAGGGGUACUCCUGGCAAACCUGGGCCGAGAGGACAGCGGGGCCCAACAGGUCCCAGAGGAGAACGUGGCCAGAGAGGUAUCACCGGCAAACCAGGGCCCAAGGGCACCUCUGGCGGUGAUGGGCCCCCGGGCCCUCCAGGCGAAAGGGGUCCUCCAGGACCUCAAGGACCGACUGGCUUCCCCGGACCAAAAGGACCUCCGGGCCCACCAGGAAAAGAUGGGUUGCCAGGACACCCUGGGCAGAGAGGCGAAACUGGUUUCCAAGGCAAGACGGGUCCCCCCGGGCCUCCAGGAGUUGUCGGUCCUCAGGGUCCUACUGGAGAGACGGGUCCCAUGGGUGAGCGUGGGCACCCAGGACCGCCUGGGCCUCCGGGCGAACAAGGACUCCCAGGGCUGGCUGGAAAGGAAGGAACCAAGGGUGACCCGGGUCCCACUGGUCUUCCUGGGAAAGACGGCCCACCUGGUUUAAGAGGGUUCCCCGGAGACAGAGGCCUCCCUGGCCCAAUUGGACCUGUCGGACUGAAGGGCAAUGAAGGACCCCCCGGGCCCCCAGGCCCAGCGGGCUCUCCCGGCGAGCGAGGUCCCGCAGGUGCUGCUGGCCCGAUCGGUCUACCAGGGAGGCCUGGACCCCAAGGACCACCAGGCCCUGCCGGUGAGAAAGGGGCCCCGGGUGAAAAAGGCCCCCAAGGGCCAGCAGGUCGUGAUGGCAUCCAAGGUCCAGUUGGUCUCCCAGGUCCAGCUGGGCCUGUUGGUCCACCAGGAGAAGAUGGAGACAAGGGCGAAAUUGGCGAGCCAGGACAGAAGGGCAGCAAAGGAGACAAAGGAGAACAGGGUCCACCAGGUCCCAUUGGUCCACAAGGCCCGAUUGGCCAGCCAGGCCCAGCGGGCGCUGACGGGGAGCCUGGACCUCGAGGACAACAAGGUCUCUUUGGCCAGAAAGGAGAUGAAGGACCAAGAGGCUUCCCCGGCCCUCCCGGCCCAGUCGGGUUGCAGGGCUUACCGGGGCCUCCUGGCGAGAAGGGAGAAACAGGAGAUGUCGGCCAAAUGGGUCCCCCGGGGCCCCCAGGGCCCAGGGGUCCAUCUGGGGCCCCAGGAGCUGAUGGACCUCAAGGUCCACCGGGUGGGAUUGGAAAUCCUGGAUCUGUCGGCGAGAAGGGUGACCCUGGAGAGUCUGGAGAACCUGGCUUGCCUGGAGAUGGUGGACCACCAGGUCCUAAAGGAGAGAGAGGAGAGAAGGGUGAAGCUGGACCUUCUGGGGCCGCUGGGCCGCCAGGCCCCAAAGGACCUCCGGGUGAUGAUGGCCCCAAAGGCAGCCCUGGUCCAGUUGGUUUCCCUGGCGAUCCGGGGCCUUCAGGUGAACCUGGCCCAGCGGGCCAAGAUGGUCCACCAGGUGAUAAAGGUGACGACGGUGAAUCUGGCCAGACGGGCUCCCCUGGUCCAACUGGAGAGCCGGGUCCUUCAGGUCCACCAGGGAAAAGAGGUCCACCUGGGCCAGCAGGUCCUGAAGGCCGGCAAGGAGAGAAAGGUGCCAAGGGUGAGGCAGGUUUGGAAGGCCCUCCAGGGAAAACUGGCCCUGUUGGCCCCCAGGGACCUCCAGGGAAGCCUGGCCCAGAUGGACUUAGAGGGAUCCCUGGCCCAGUGGGUGAACAAGGCCUUCCGGGACCGCCAGGCCCAGACGGACCUCCAGGCCCACUGGGACCACCUGGCUUACCUGGCCUGAAGGGUGAUUCUGGUCCAAAAGGUGAAAAGGGUCAUCCAGGUUUGAUUGGUUUGAUUGGGCCUCCUGGUGAGCAAGGUGAAAAGGGAGACCGGGGCCUCCCUGGUCCUCAAGGGGGAUCGGGGCCCAAAGGAGAACAGGGUAUUCCAGGCCCCUCGGGUCCAAUCGGACCUCCUGGUCCCCCAGGUCUACCGGGUCCCCCUGGACCAAAAGGUGCUAAAGGAUCAUCGGGCCCAACAGGUCCCAAAGGGGAAACGGGCCACCCCGGGCCACCAGGCCCUCCUGGUCCUCCGGGGGAAGUGAUCCAACCGCUUCCCAUCCAGUCCUCAAAGAGGACCCGGCGAAACAUCGAUGCGAGCCAGCUGGUCGACGAAGGGAACACUGACAACUACAUGGAUUACGCCGACGGCAUGGAGGAGAUCUUCGGCUCCUUGAACUCUCUGAAACUGGAAAUUGAGCAGAUGAAGCACCCGUUGGGCACUCAGCACAACCCGGCUCGCACCUGCAAAGACCUGCAACUUUGCCAUCCCGAUUUCCCAGAUGGUGAAUACUGGGUAGAUCCUAAUCAAGGUUGUUCCAGGGAUUCCUUCAAAGUUUACUGUAAUUUCACAGCUGGGGGAGAAACCUGCAUUUUCCCGGAUAAGAAAUCAGAAGGGGCUAGGAUUACUUCAUGGCCAAAAGAAAACCCAGGCUCCUGGUUCAGUGAAUUCAAGCGCGGUAAACUGCUCUCCUACGUCGAUUCAGACGGCAACCCCAUCGGAGUGGUGCAGAUGACCUUCCUGAGGCUCCUGAGUGCUUCCGCCCACCAGAACAUCACCUACAACUGCUUCCAGUCUGUGGCAUGGCACGACGCCACGGCUGGCAACUACGACAAGGCCAUCCGCUUCCUGGGCUCCAACGACGAAGAGAUGUCCUAUGACAACAACCCCUUCAUUAGGGCGGCCUUGGACGGCUGCGCAACAAAGAAAGGCUACCAAAAGACUAUCUUAGAAAUCAACACACCCAAAGUGGAGCAGGUCCCCAUUGUUGACAUCAUGUUCAACGACUUUGGAGAAGCAUCACAGAAGUUUGGGUUUGAGGUGGGACCAGCAUGCUUCAUGGGCUAAGGGCCACUCAGAAAACUAGUUUUCCAAAAUGAGCAACCUCGUAACCUCAUUGCGCCUUCAAUUUUUGGCUCCAUUUUGUUUUUGUGGUUUUUUUGUCAUCGUCACAUGCACGUUCUGAAACUGGACUGUUUGAUGGAAUUGUUGUUAAUUUGUCCCCCCCUUCUGUGUUUCCUGCAACCCAACUCUGCCAUCGGAUCCCAAAACAUGUUGAAGCCCCAGUCAAAGAGAGGACCAUCGUUCCCACUACAGACUCCAGAAUCACAUGACCUAAAAGCGUCACCUGUUGGCAAAACCAAUCUCUUCCAAUGUGCUGUCGCCUAUCCCACUCCCUUCCUUUGCAUCUUCUUUGAGACCACCAAAGGGCCUGGUUUCCUGCACUUGAAUGUACGGCUGUUACUCUAAACCGGAAACACUCUGGCCAUAAAACAUUACCAGUGCUUGUUCCUUUGUUCCUUUGUAAUUUUGACAGCCUCACCAAAGUUGGUGGAAGAUCAAGUUCCAUGGAUCACAAAGAUUCCCAUCACUGGAAGGUUCUGGGAAAAUCCCAGGGAAAAUGUACCUGCCAGGUGUGAUAUGGCAACUGUCUUAGCCUGAACUGAGAACACUUGAGAACUCUCCCAGUUCAGAUGACAGGAUUUCAGUGGUGUUUCAAACAAAACCUAUAUGGAAGAUUUUUUUUAAAAAAAAAUGCCUUUUUUUUUAACUUAGAUCCUAAAAAUAACAACUGAACCCAAUUACACUAAAGAAAAGGGCCAGGUUCUGACUCUGUGCCCCAUGUGAUAAAGGUGCUUCUAUUUUUGUACGUUGUAAGUAAAUAUUUGUAUAUUAUUAUAUUAAAUAUAAAAUGUUUCUGGGUUCAAAACAUGCAUGUGACUUGCCCAUACAAGCAACAUUCCUCACCAGCAAACCCAGACUGGACAGGCCAGUCAAUGAGGCAAUGCUUUUGCUGCUGCUGCUGCCGCUUGCCUUCCCCGCUCCCCAAAAAACAUUGAGGCACUUUUGACCUUGCCUCAUGCAUGCUUACUCAGAUGUAAGGUUGCACUUGAGCUCGAUCAGCCUUACUCCCAAGUAAGCUUGUGACAGGGUGGCAGUUUUACUUUCUUGAGCAAGCAGGUGCUUCCUAUUGCUGGGGAAAAAAUAUUCCUCAUGUGCCUGAGUGUUUUUGGGAUCAGGGCAAAUGUACAGCGAUGUCUCCAAAGCAAAGAAAAGCCUGAAGGAUGUCAGAAUAGCUGUGUGGGUUUGUUUUGUUUUUUGAACAAAGCAUUUCGCUGUACUGGAAACCAAGAGCAACUUUGCUGCAAAAUGCACCAGCAACGGAGUUUGUGUCAGCUCUGACAAGUAGUACAGACUUGAGGUCAGCUCUGUCCUUUUUUCUACUUUCACUUGAUUCAAUGUACAGGUUUAUUUUAUAUUAAAAAAAUGCCUUUUGCAAAAAAAAAAGCCUCCCCCCUCCCCAAAGUUCCAUCCCCCCAUUGGAGGGUUGUGUAUGGCAGGGAUAUCCAUUCUUUUCCUUUUUCAAAAUAAUAAUAAUAAAAAAAUUGAAAACACAGGUGCUUAUUUUUUAAUGAUUAUUUACAUUUCUUUUUGUUGGUGCUACUACGAUGACAACACUGGUGGAACCCCUCCCCCCCUGCCAUUAACCUCCCUCUGAGGCUCUGUUCGUGCCAUUCCAGUCGAGCACCUUCCCUUAUCAAGGACCUCUGUGGUCUUGGACAGAGUUGCAUGCCAGCCUGAUAUUCAGUAUGUAGUUCAGCCGCUUUUGUACGGAAAAAAAGUAUUAAAACUGUGCUUACUUGUGGGGGGGGGGCUGGGAGAGGAUUGUCUGUUUCCUUUUGUAACAAACUAGAAUAUUCAUACAUUUUAUAUGAUGGUAAACUAUGCCAGAUUUGUACUCAGUUGCUGAAUAUUUGUGGUGCUAAUUUAUGUAUUUGUUCAAUGUACUGAAGGCAAGAUCAAGCAUGCCUCCACAUCCAGCUGCAUUUAAAGAGCAAGAAUGAAGGUGUGGUCUAGAGUGCCUUUCCCUAAAGACCACGGGCAGUGGGAAGUGGGGGCUUGUAGCAAUGAACCUUUUCAAUUGCGGCCUUAAUGUUUUUUCCCCCUCCACGAAUUGAAUCAGUGGUACUCUGAGACUGGAAGAGACAGAUGCCAUUUGGUUACCCCAAAGUCUCCUCUGCAAGGAAGUAAUAUUUGCAAAGGAAAAGACAUCACAUUUACUGUGAAUAGAGCCUUUAUAUGAUGUCUUUUCCCAUUAAUCUUCUGGAGGAAAAAAAAUAAACCCAGGGUGAGGGCCCUGAGUUUUUCCAUGGUGCUUCCUAGUCAGACCCCAUUUAUGUUUGUAUUGUGUGUGGAGGGCUUUUUUAGAAGGAGGUGUUGUGUGUUUCCCAUUGGAAUACACAUAGAAUUCUCAGAGACUUUUUUAAAAAAACUGUAUUUUCUCGCAUGUCUGCUUGGAAACGCAUCAGGGAUUCCUCACUGAGAAGAUCAGGAUUAGGGAUUGGAGAGGAAUCCAAUUCAGUUGGCAUUUGAAGCAGAAUUUAUCAAAUUUGCCCUUUCCAAAACAAGAACCGCAGCAGAGCCAUCCUUCAAAAUUUGCACUUAGCCAAAUUCUGCUAUGCCCUUCUCCAGCCCAAGAACAUUUACAAAGAUGCAUACAUUAGGGGAAAGUGCGCAUAAAAAUGAAUAUAUUAACGAAGAUAACAUACAAAAAUAUACGAGGAGAAAUUGCUUGCAAGAAUGUGUGCAUUAGGGAAAGCUGCAUACAAAAUGUGUUUAGUGGGAGAAAUUUACACUAAAAUGCUGAAGAAUUUUCAUGAGUUUUUUUUUUUUAAGGUAACAAAUUGCGGCAGAAACGUGGAGAGCUAAAUCUAGAGAUGGGAAAAUGAGAGAACUGGAAUUGACAGAUUCUUCCAUCCCUAACCAGGAUUAGGGAGAGUGAGUUUCUCUGAGGGACAGACCUAUGAGCGCGUAGCAGUACUCAAGCUCUCCACUCCCACCCUGCAGUGUACAGCUGCAGAAACACAUUAGGGGCAUCCUAGGUUGAAAACACCCCAAACAAGAAAGCAACCCCCCUGGGGGGUGGAUUUUGGAUCCUUACACACACACAUUCUAGGUUGCACUUUCAGUUCACAGACGUGAGCAGGAAGCCCCAACAGGCCUUGGAUAAACUGGUUAUAUGCCUCUGAACAGCCUUCUCUCAAGCUGGUGCCGUCCAGAUGUUGUGGAGCUGCAGCUUCCGUCCACCCCAGCCAGCACAGCUGCGCUGCCUGGGGCGCAUGGGACUUACAGCCCAAAACAUCUGCAGGGGGCCAGGUUGGGGGUUUGCCUUUGGACAGCUGUUUCUCAGCUGGUGGAUUGAUAUGGACUGGGUUCUCUGAAGGCAGAAUGAUUGGAUCCCACUGGCGUUAGAGCGGCUUCACUAACCAACGAGCCAAUUGGAGCAUCUCAUGCAUUGUUUUUCUUUAAUUGCACCUUGUUUCAAGCAUGCUUGGAAAUUCCAAAGGUUGAGCAUUUGCAUCUGCAAAAGGACAGGUCAUGUGGACGGAUGGAGAAGUACACACACACACACACACACACACACACACACACACACACACGAGUUAGGUCAUGUGAUUCUGUUCCAAUAAUUUCUUGUCAAGGGGUCUUCAAUGUUUCUCUUUCUGUUGGGUGUUUCUGUCAAACACAAAAAUCCUACCAAGUGUUGUAAAAUUGUACUGAAGUUUUAACCCUGUUUUCAUUCCCACCCCCUUCUCUCCCAGACCACUUAGCUACGGUAUAUUGCAAUAAAAAUUAUUUCUUGUA